This is a messenger RNA of Bemisia tabaci, 4057 nucleotides long. The record is from RefSeq and is a predicted model, not a curated record. NCBI's taxonomy places the organism in Eukaryota, Metazoa, Arthropoda, Insecta, Hemiptera, Aleyrodidae.
UCUGUCGCUCUCGCACGCUCGCACUGUAGCGGAGACGCUGUCAUUUUUGACGUAUCUCCAUCUGACACCGAUGUAAAAGAAAAAUACAUUUCCGAGUAGAAUUUACAAUCGUUCAUACAGACGCUCCCGGUAAAUGUAAUUAUUCCCCCUUAUUUUUUCUUAAAAGUACAGUGGAGGACACUAUAUAAAGUCGCGCUGUUUUUCAACGGCCUUUCAUAAAGACGAUCGUCUAUCGAAAAGUCAUCGUCUCCUCGUUGUGAUCAGGAUCAACAUCACUCGUACAAUACGUACAUACGUCGGACUGUGAAGACCGUCGGAACUUAUUCACGACUUAAAACGCACGAUCUGAGAAAACUUGAACUUUAAUAUUACAAUGACUUUCAUUCAACAACCAAACUUGUUCAAACCAUCAUUUGUCAAACUGAUAGUUGUGGUAAAAUAGUUUUCUCUGGUGACACUUCGGGCUGAAGGCAUUGCGCCCCUGGAAGAGGAACGAGUAAAUACUUAAAAUAAUCAAGAAGUCGCUAAUAUGAUCAAUGAAUCAUAUAGAUUUUUGUCAGUAACAACGCAAGUUCUUCGAUAAUUCGUUAAAAAAGAAACUGAGAUCGUCGAUAUUUUUGAAAAUUUAAAACUUCAGCGUUAAUGGUGAAAACUUAAAAUCUCAACGCUGAAAUGAUCUCAGAGAAAGGAGGUUGAGAAACGUUUAACUCCGUCAGUUGAAUAAUACGUGAGGAGGUUGACGACUGGGAUGAUGCGUGUCGGAAAUCCGUAAGAACCAUCUCUUAGGAAUCUGAAGUGAGGGUUGAUAAUACAGUGGUGUUUUUUUUAUUAAAUCCUAUCGAGUGGACCUGUGGAGAUUCAUAGCCGGGUUUCGGACUGAGAGGAAGAGACAAGGGUGUUAACAAGGUAUGCUUCGUGGGAAAUCCAUCUUUUAAUCGGUGAAGAUCAGGCACCUGAAUUCGGGGCUCAUGCUAUAGUUGUAACUCUCUCAUAAAGUACUAUCAAGUGGACUCGCAUCUCUAUAUUCUGUGCAAAUUCGGAGAAUUGAAUGCUCUUGUGGAAGCCUGGAAUGAAACUUUUUCAUUGAAUCCUGUCGAGUGGACCUGUGGAGAUUCAAAGCCGGGUUUUGGAAUGCGAGGAAGAAACUAGGGUGUUAACAAGGUAUGAUUCGUGGGAAAUCCAUCCUCUAAUCGGUGCCUGAAGUGGGGGCUCAUUAUAUAGUUGUAACCCUUUCAUAAAGUACUAUCAAGUGGACUCGCAUCUCUAUAUUCUGUGCAAAUCCGGAGAAUUGAAUGCUCCUGUGGAACCCUGGAAUGAAACUUUUUCAUUGAAUCCUGUCAAGUGGACCUGUAGAGAUUCAUAGCGAGGUUUUGGAAUGCGAGGAAGAAACUAGGGUGUUAACAAGGUAUGAUCCGUGGGAAAUCCGGGAGAAGCACUUGCUAGUGGUUGAAGUGCGGGCGCGAGUGGAGAUGGGGAACACAGGGACGACGCGACGGAACUCGCUGUUCACGAAGCAGGACUCGAGCAGCAGCGAAGUGGGCUCGACCCCGGGCGGCGGGGGUGGCCGGAAAAUGACCAUCACGAGCCGGCAGAGCACGCUCAAGGAGGAGGAGAACGAGCUCGGGCCGCCGCCGAAACCGCUCACCGACGCGCAGAAGAGCAUGCUCGUCGACACCUGGAAGGCACUCGAGAACGACAUCGCCAAAGUCGGGGUCAUCACUUUUAUAAGUUUGUUCGAAACGCACCCAGAUGUUCAACAAGUUUUUAUGCCAUUUAAUGGAAUUGAACUGGAAGACUUAAAACACAGUAAACAGCUACGAGCUCACGCUCUCAGAGUUAUGGCGUUUGUUCAGAAAGCCAUUGCGAGAAUCAAUGAGCCAGAGAAGCUGGAUACAUUAUUGAAGGACUUGGGACGGAAACACUACUCGUAUGGCGCAAAAGUAAAAUAUGUGGAUUUGAUCGGUCCUCAAUUCAUUCAAGCGAUUCAGCCGUCUUUGAAGGAUCGUUGGAACGAGGAGCUGCACCAAGCCUGGGCCUGCCUGUUCCAGUUCAUGGCCUACAUCAUGAAAAACGCCAUGCUUCAGGAGGAGGCCGCCCAGAAAUCAUAACCGAUUGCUCGUGCCAGUAGCUUUGAGCUCGAGACCGCCAUCGCAGCUUAUCAAUUCGUCCCUUGGCUGAAAAAGGACGUAACUAUAGCAUUGAGUUAUUUGGACUACCGGAUUCAUUACGAAAUGUACUUACGUCCUCUUAUCAGGAAGGCGACUAAUUCUACGAUAUUAUUACCUUACCUAUUUGUAUAUUGUUUAAUGGUUCCCGGUCCUCCGAGAACAUCUUUGUAGGGGUCAGCGAUAAAAUAUGUCCGAUCCAAAAUUCAGUCUGAGCGAAGACCAGGGAUGCUGUGUACCAGUGUUCGAAACUCACCUUUGAGUUUUAGGAGCCACGCAGCGCAUCAAACCCAAUUUGUAGGCGCCACUGAAGAUUUUUUAGGGGCCAAAUUGACUUUUUGCCAAUAUAUUACGGCACAUUUAGUGAAAAUAUAGACGCAAGAUGUUUUCGUAACAGAACUAGUAAGUAGUUGUAACUUGGGGACAGAGAUAAGGGGAAGACAACAAGGGGCGCAAAUGAUGAAAUCGUGAAGAAUAGAAAAAGCUUUCACUUGUGGUGCUGAAAAUUUCGAAUAAUCACCAAAUAUGAAAAUUCAGAUGUUUAGAGGGCAAUUUUUAGGGGCCACGUUGGCGCAGAGCCUUCAUUUUUCAGGCGCCAUGGCCGAAUUCUUAAGCGCAUUUGGCGCGUCGGCGCCUGUGAGUUUCGAACACUGCUUUGUACACAGGAUGUCCAAGUUGAAUGGCGGAAAUUUCAGGAAUCGAUUCAUUAGACCGAAAUGAGACUCAUUGGGUUCGAUGACAUUUUUCCGUUUUAGACAUUUUAAGGAGGGAUACAGUCCAAGGCAGUGGCGUGGCGUAAAGGAUCGAUUAUCGAUAUUUCUCCAUUUGAAGCUGUAGUAAAGAAUCGAUUAUCAAGGUGUUCGUUGUAAACACCUUGAUAAUCGAUCUUUUUUCAUAGAUUUAAAUGGCAGAUCAAUCGAUGUAUCGCAAAGCACGCCACGCCGCUAGAAGCGGGCCCUAAACCUCGAAUAUUUUCAGUUUUUAUUUUUCUGGUCACCAGAAAUGGGUGAAGCGUAUACGAAUACCAUGCACCCCCGGCCCAAAACUUGAUGUAAUUUCUUUGAUAUCAGUGUGCCUGUGGCUAUACAAUUUCAAAUCAGUUUUUUUGGAGAAACUUUAAGGGGCCAUAUCCCCUCUUAAAAUGGCUCAAACGAAAAAAUGCAAUGGCACAUAUAAGUCAUAAUUCGGUCAGCAGAAUAUAUACCCAGAGUUUUCAACCCUCGAUUCAGGAUACUGGAAGUCUGGCAAAGUUUGAGAGUCACACCCUACUUUAUAAUCUGCGUAAAAAAUGUGCUUAUUUUGGAGCCUCUCGUUUUACAAGUGACUGGGUGGGAGUAAUUUUCCUCGUUGCCAUUUUAAAUAGGAUUCAUUAAUCAAGUGCUUAAAUUGUAAAUAUCUACUUGGCAAAUUUAAGAUCUAUAGGAUUCGCCACGCGAACUUAAACUAAGCUUGUCAAGGAGAGCAUUGAAUGAUAGUUUGACUAAUAAUGACCAAACACUAUACUUCUGAAAAAAUAAGCCAAAUCGAUGUAAUUAGCUUCCAAAAAUGAAUUGCUGAGUUCUAGAGCUCUUUGGUUCAUGUACACGCAUGAAGGUUAUAUGUAUAAACAGUUUAAUGUUUACACAAAGCGCUGAUUCAUAUUGCGAAGAAGCAAAAAAGUUGAACCUAAUUUUAAGACUAUCAUUGGAAGAGGGUUACACGCGUAUCAAGAAGGUGAAAUAAAGUAAGGACAGUUUUAAAGCGAAUUAUGGUUUAUAGGUAACCGGGAUUGAAUAUAGUUAUUAGUUCAUAAUUGAUACUGUUUUUUUUAUUGCUGGUGUUGAUGUGAUUAUGUGUUAUCAUCUUCUUAGUUAUGCCAUUGAAAUAAAUCUUUAUUAGUUCGUUUUUCUCCA